This is a messenger RNA of Polypterus senegalus (gray bichir), 3552 nucleotides long. RefSeq names its product nuclear receptor ROR-beta-like. The record is from RefSeq and is a predicted model, not a curated record. NCBI's taxonomy places the organism in Eukaryota, Metazoa, Chordata, Cladistia, Polypteriformes, Polypteridae. Gene Ontology annotation, molecular function: zinc ion binding; nuclear receptor activity; RNA polymerase II cis-regulatory region sequence-specific DNA binding. The coding region runs from base 225 to 1607 and encodes 460 amino acids. Gene Ontology annotation, cellular component: nucleus. Gene Ontology annotation, biological process: regulation of transcription by RNA polymerase II. The transcript is spliced from 10 exons.
GAUUCCACAUGCAGCAUCAACAGCCCUGAAAAGUAGGUUAGCGGAGGAGCGAGAAGAGAAGGCGGAGGAAGAUUGGUGUUUGCAUCAGCGGCACUCGCUCGGAGUUACGAAGCCGGCAGGAAAAAGCGAAGCAAAAACCGUGCAGAGGGGUGAAAAAAAGGCAGGACUGCGCCGAGCAACAUUUCCCUAAGAUUUGCGUAGAUUCGGAUGAGUGAUCAGGAAGCAUGAAGGCUCAAAUUGAAGUUAUCCCCUGUAAGAUAUGUGGGGACAAAUCAUCGGGCAUCCAUUAUGGUGUCAUCACCUGUGAAGGCUGUAAGGGUUUCUUCCGCCGCAGCCAGCAGAACAACGCCAUGUACUCCUGUUCAAGGCAGCGGAAUUGUCUCAUUGACCGGACAAAUCGAAACCGCUGCCAACACUGCCGAUUGCAGAAGUGCCUCGCUCUUGGAAUGUCCCGUGAUGCUGUGAAGUUUGGCCGCAUGUCCAAGAAGCAGAGGGACAGUCUCUAUGCAGAGGUACAGAAGCACCAGCAGAGCCAGGAGCAGGCCAUGUCCAAGGAAGAUCCUGACAUGCUGACCAGAGCCUACAGCAAUAGCUCCAGUAUGGGCCUCAGUGACCUCGAUGACAUCACUACAUUGCCAGACAGCCUGCUGUUUGAUCUCCCACUGACCCCUGAGAGUGCUAACAGCUACUACAGCUUGGACCUAUUGGGUUCAGCCCAAUCUUCACCUGAGCAGUCCAGCAUAGAACUUCUGGAUGCCAAGUAUAUCAAGCAGGAGUACGAACUAUUCCAUGAUUCCAGCCUCUCUUGCCAUGGCGGGCGUUUGCCCUUGCCUGAGGGCAUCUCCAUGCUGGAAAUUGAGAGGGCGUCACAAAAUAUUGUCAAGUCCCACCUGGAGACCUGCCAGUACACACUAGAGGAGCUGAAGAGGCUCACGUGGACCACGUACAGCCAAGAAGAGGUCCGGGCAGCACAGAGCAAGAGUGCAGAUGUUAUGUGGCAGGAGUGCGCUCUCCAGAUUACCAAUGCCAUCCAGUACGUGGUGGAGUUUGCCAAGCGCAUCACGGGCUUCAUGGACCUCUGCCAGAAUGACCAGAUAAUCCUCCUCAAAGCAGGCUGUCUGGAAGUUCUCCUCAUCCGCAUGUGCCGAGCGUUCAACCCCAUCAACAACACGCUGCUGUUUGACGGAAAAUACACCGGCCCCCAGCUCUUCAAGUCCCUCGGCUGUGAUGACCUCAUUAAUGCGAUAUUCGAACUCGCCAAGAGCCUGUGCCGCCUUCAGAUGACAGAAGAGGAGAUGGCUCUGUUCAGUGCAGCUGUGCUUCUUUCACCUGACCGGCCCUGGCUGAAUGACACUGCAAAAGUACAGAAGCUUCAGGAUGUUGCCUACCUGGCACUUCAGGAUACUUUGCAGAGGAAUGGGUCUGGAGAAGAGAAGCUAACCAAGAUGGUGUCCAAGCUGCCCAUGAUGAAGUCCAUCUGUAACCUGCACAUUGACAAGCUGGAGUUUUUCCGGCUCCUUCACCCUGAGACGGCCUACAAUUUCCCCCCUCUAUACCGUGAAGUCUUUGCCAGUGAGGUGCAGUAUCUCUGUCCCAGCGAGAGCUAAAACCUUAUGGGGAUCAAGCCAAAAGAAACCCGAGAACCAAAACCAAGGCAUGAUGGCUCCUCCACUUUCCUGCUGGCCAAGUUGCCAACACCUGCCCUGCCUGCCCCACCCCUUGGCAAUUUGAUAGCACUUUGUUGAAUGUAGCACUCCUUGGGGGGGAAAACAACAAAACAAAAUUGGCCCACUGAAUGUAUAUAUUCCUUCUCCUUGUAUCUUCUGGGGAACAAGAAAUGGGACCAAGAAAAAGCUAGGGUUGCAUUCACCAUCCUCCAUACUGACCUCCAUCACACAGACUUCUGACCAGAUGUGAAGACUGGUGGAAAUUCUUCAGGGCCACUUAGUACUGCUGACCACUACAGUUUAUUCACCUCCCUUGAUGCUUCAUGUUUUCUGUUGAUAUCCUCUCUGCUGGAGUGGAGCAACGCUGGGCAGGACUGAUGGACAUGGACAUGGACAUGGACAUGCUGUACCUCACGUGCCCUCCCUGUUUUUUUACCCAGGCCCCUCACUCUGAUUGUCUAGUUUUGUAAGAGGUCCAGGGUUCAAGGUCAGUAUUGUUCUCUCUGUAUGCUGACACUGCUGCUCAAUUUGACAAACACCCCCUAGCCAUUUUGUGAUGGGGACAAUGGUGGCAGAGCACUUUGCUGGGGGGUUAGCUACUUGUCCUAAUUGUGUGAUUGAGAGUGGGCUCAAAUGACGAAGUCCGUUCUAAAUUGUUGGAAGUGAAGAGGAAUCUCUGUUAAGAUUUUUGUCGGCCUCAGCAGCAGGUAUAAGAGAAUUAGUCGAGAAGUCAUGAAGGCUGCGUUGGGGAGAAAAGGUUUAGCAGAACUGAAGACGGUACUGCAGGCGUCUACUGGUGUAAGCGAGCGAGCGGGUGGUCUGGCGAGAGUCUGCUCUUUUGUUUUAUUUUGAAGCGGGUCUGUGCAAUAGGGUGGAGCGCCCUCUACUGGGAGUGGUUGGGACAUAACAGAUGUAAUAAUAUCUGUGAGGAGAGGUUGGGUUUAAAUCACUGUGGUUGGAGAACGGAGUGGUUUUACUUCCAUGCAAGUUGAGACGUUGGGUAUAUGGCUUCCCAUUAUGGACGAGCAAAGGUUCCCACUGCAUAACGGGUGACUCACUGGGCUGUGUGUGUGUUCGUCUCUCUCUCUCUCUCUGUCUCUGCGGACCCAGGCCAAUGGCUGCUCUGUCUACACGCUGUCUGCCUCUUCCUCUGUGUCUGCAUGUGGUCCACUGCUGCUCUGUGGUCCCAGGCUUAUUCUGCACGGUGAGCUCAAGCUCUGGUCUGCUCCGUUGCUUCCUCUCUCUUUCUCUAUGCACGUCGUCCAAGGAUGUCUGCCGCUUUGCCAGUUUCUCUCUCUUCUCUCCUAACGCAGUUGGCUGCUCUGCUCCACGUAGAGUUUCGGUGGUCUAUGUUAUACCGUUGGGAUGUUUAGCUGCCCUUUCUUGCUCUGCAUACGAGUCACGGUGACCUCCCUUUCUACCCCUAAUGAGGUAACCACGCUGCUUUGUCCCUACUAGAAGGUUAUGGGGUUUGCCCACAGAUCUGAAAAGGUGUGACGGGUGAGGCUUGGCUUACAAUCCAAGUUCAUUGAAGGCUUUUUACUAAAGUAAAGCCCCCCCUACACUUACUGUUUUUAAGGGGUGCAGGUUAGUUUUGAAGUUUGGCUGUGUUGGUGGCCAAGGCUACCCGGUGAGCUCAAGGUGCUGGCAGCAUUCUCAGCCCAAAGUGAGCGAGACCCGUCAGACUGGCAGCGUUUCACCACACAGUGAUGUCUUCGUGUUACAACGAGAAGCGAGACUACAGAACAUUUUGUUGUCUUCUCUUCUCUUCUCUUUUCUUUUUUUAUUUGUCAUACAGCACACCUCCAGCAGGGGGCAAUCCGUUUGAUGGUUUAUGUUGUUAGACGUUUAGCAUUUUAUUUUAUUGUGAAUUCAUUUUUGUUUG